This is a messenger RNA of Drosophila grimshawi, 4956 nucleotides long. It is a transcript of the gene svr, whose product is annotated as carboxypeptidase D. Gene Ontology annotation, biological process: proteolysis. Gene Ontology annotation, molecular function: zinc ion binding; metallocarboxypeptidase activity. The record is from RefSeq and is a predicted model, not a curated record. The coding region runs from base 456 to 4877 and encodes 1473 amino acids. The transcript has 10 exons. NCBI's taxonomy places the organism in Eukaryota, Metazoa, Arthropoda, Insecta, Diptera, Drosophilidae.
AGUUGCAUUUAACUUGGUGUCCUUUCCGAUAAUUUGCCAGCUAGUGAUAUUAAUUAGUGCAGUGUACCCGCGUGUGUGUGAGUGUGUGUGUGCAGUGUGAGCCUCUUACGGGUAAGUUAAGAGCGGCUCUCGGGUGCACGUCAUCAUCAAGCCAGUGCAAAAGAAAUCACUCAAAUAACAACAAAAAAAUAAAAUAGGAAGAAUAAAACGAGAUAACAACAUUGCUGAAUUUCGCAUCACCUGUUUAAAUAACACGAAAUUGCCAUCGGAAAUUGCCAUUUGGUGUUGUUGCUUUUGCGUAUCGGAAUCGGGGAAAAAGUGUCCACAUUGCAAUUAUCGAGUAGUGCAACAAGUGCUUGCGAUCUCGCUCACACACACGGCGCGCGCGCCUGCGCAUCCGCCUUUCUUUUAUUCGUUCUUACGUUAUUUACGUUGCUUACGUGUCGCGUCGCAAAAUGUACGUCUCUGCUUACGUAUUUGCUGUUGCAUUUAUGUGCCUUACUGCAGCCACUCCCACUCCCAGUCCCACUUCCACACCCAUAUCCACAUCCCGCCCCGCUACCGCCCACGUCGAAGUUGUCGCUGAAGCGGAGAGCUUUCUGGAUAAUGCACAUUAUCAGAAUAAUGAGGAGAUCGGCGAACUCUUCCAGAGUCUUGCCAGGGAUUAUCCGACGCUCGCCCAAACCUAUACCAUAGGCCGCACCAUACAGGGUCGUCCGCUGCACGCCCUCGCUCUAAAUGCGCCCACGGCCACGCCAACGCCCACAAGCGAUGGCAGUCAUGGCAUCAGCGGGAACGAUGGUGAUCUCCUGCGUCCCAUGGUCAAAUUGGUGGCUAACAUACAAGGCGACGAGACGUUGGGCCGACAAAUAGUACUCUAUAUGGCUGAGUAUUUGGCCAGCAGCUAUGAGGCGAAUCCGGAGGUGCAGAAACUGUUAAAUACAACGGAAAUACAUUUUUUGCCCAGCUGCAAUCCGGAUGGAUUUGCCGCCGCAAAGGAGGGCAACUGCGAAUCGCUGCCACAUUAUGUGGGACGCGGCAAUGCGGCUGGCAUCGACCUAAAUCGCGACUUUCCGGACCGCCUCGAGCAGCAGCAUGUGAAUCAGCUGCGCGCGCAGUCGCGUCAACCGGAAACGGCAGCCCUCGCCGAAUGGAUUGUGAGUAAGCCGUUUGUGCUCUCGGCCAAUUUUCAUGGCGGCGCCGUCGUUGCCAGCUAUCCCUAUGAUAAUUCAGUAUCCCACAACGAUUGCUGCGAGGAGAGUCUUACGCCGGACGAUCUCGUCUUCAAGCAGCUGGCACACACAUAUUCCGACAAUCAUCCGAUAAUGCGACGUGGCAACAAUUGCAAUGACACCUUCGCUGGCGGCAUUACCAACGGGGCCAACUGGUAUGAGCUGUCGGGUGGCAUGCAAGAUUUUAAUUAUGCAUUCAGCAAUUGCUUCGAGCUGACCAUCGAAUUGUCCUGCUGCAAAUAUCCGCCAGCGAGCAGCUUGCCAGACGAAUGGGCGCGCAAUAAGCGGCCGCUGAUGCAGUUGCUCAAGCAGGCGCACAUUGGCAUCAAGGGUCUGGUGCAGGAUGCCAGCGGCUAUCCGAUACCGGAUGCAACCAUCAUUGUCUCCGGACUGGAGGAUAAGCCCAUACGCACCUCAAAGCGUGGCGAGUACUGGCGCCUGCUCACGCCCGGCAUUUACAGCGUUACUGCGGCGGCCUUUGGUUACCAAUCGAACGCCCCGCUGGAGUUGCAUGUAACCAAUGAGAAUGCGGAGGCGAUGCGAGUCGACUUCAAACUAUCGCCCGUCGAAAGCAAUUUUGAUGGCAACUUUCGCAAACAGAAAGUGGAGCGCGCUGAGCCGCCCGAGAAGCUAAAGGAGGAUUACGAUGGCUUUUUAACACCCACCAAAUUCGAGCAUCACAAUUAUGCCGCAAUGGAGAGUUAUCUGAGGAAUAUGCGUGCCAGUUACCCGACAUUGACAAACCUCUACAGCAUUGGGAAGAGCGUGGAGGGCAGGGAUUUGUGGGUGCUGGAGAUAUCGACCACACCAGGUGCACAUGUGCCGGGUGUGCCGGAGUUCAAGUAUGUGGCCAAUAUGCAUGGCAAUGAGGUCGUUGGCAAGGAGAUGCUGCUCCUGCUCACCAAAUAUAUGCUGGAGCGUUAUGGCAACGAUGAGCGCAUCACACGGCUGGUAAAUGGUACUCGGAUCCAUAUGCUCUACAGCAUGAAUCCGGAUGGUUAUGAGGUAUCCCGGGAGGGUGAUCGGACCAGUGGUCUGGGUCGCCCCAAUGCCCAUCUGGUUGAUUUGAAUCGAAAUUUUCCGGAUCAAUAUGGCACGGAUAAGUUCAAUAAGGUUACCGAACCGGAGGUGGCUGCCGUCAUGAACUGGACGCUCUCAUUGCCAUUUGUGCUAUCGGCGAAUCUGCACGGCGGCUCCCUGGUGGCCAAUUAUCCAUUCGAUGACAACGAGAAUGACUUUAAUGAUCCGUAUUCGCGUCUGCGAGAUGCCAGCAUCAGUGGACGCAAACUGAAUCCCACCGAGGACAAUGAACUGUUCCGCCAUUUGGCACUGACCUAUUCACGCGCCCAUCCCACUAUGCAUCAGGGCAAGCCGUGUCCCCUAUUCCAGAACGAGCAUUUCGUCGAUGGCAUUACGAAUGGCGCCCAGUGGUAUAGUGUGACGGGUGGCAUGCAGGAUUGGAAUUAUGUACGUGCCGGCUGCAUGGAGCUGACCAUUGAAAUGGGCUGCGACAAGUAUCCAAUGGCCAAGGAGCUGCCUGACUAUUGGCGUGACAAUCGCGAGCCAAUGCUGCAGCUCAUCGAGCAGGUGCAUCAUGGCAUCUAUGGCUUCGUUCGCAGCUCGAUUGGCACACCGAUAGCGGGCGCCGCUAUCGGAUUGGAUGGCGGCAAUCAUACAACGUUUAGUGGCACAUUCGGCGACUAUUAUAAACUGGCGCUGCCUGGACGCCACAAUCUUACCGUCUUGGCCGAUGGCUUUGCACCAUUGCGGGUGGAGGUCGAGGUUCCCGAUGCGGAGCCAUUUGGCAAGCGAAACCCAGUCACCCUGAUGCGCGAUGAUCCCCAGCAUUGGGCCUCUGCCAAUGAUUUUCGCAUCAUCGAGAAUGUGGUCAAUACCAGAUAUCACACAAAUGCCGAGGUGCGCCAGCGGUUCGCCGAACUGGAGACUCAGAAUGCCCAAAUCGCCAGUUUUGGUUAUGCGGACAACGAGUUCAGUCAGCACUUCAAUUACCUCAAGCUUACCUCCAAUAUUGGCGAACCGGAGGAGCACAAGUAUAAGCUGCUGGUGAUUAGUUCGAUGUUCGACACAACUGCGCCAUUGGGGCGGGAGAUAAUGUUGAAUCUGGUGCGUCAUCUGAUCGAGGGCCAUAAACUGCAGGAUGUAUCCGUGGUGCAGUUGCUUCGGCGAAGUGUUAUCUACUUUCUGCCGCACAUGGAGAAAUUUAACGAUAUCUUCACCAUGUACAAUGCCAACAACUCGAUCUGUGAUCCGAUGAUGCCGGAUGAGCUGGCCGAGCGCUUACUCAGCCCGGAGACGGAGACCACGAGAGAUUUGUUGCUGCAGUUCCUACAGAACGAACGUUUCGAUUUAAUGCUGACCUUCUCGGCGGGCAGUUCCGAUCUUAGCUACCCACGAGGUGAUUCGAUAUUAGAGAAAUUCGCGCACAGCAUACGGCAAACGGAGUUCAACUAUUCGCCGCUGCAGUGCAGCAGCUCGGCGACUCGGCAGCUGCAUAGCGAGACAACGGAACGACUGACAAACCUGCUCCAUAAAAUGUACAAAAUACCGAUGUAUACGUUGGGAUUGUCGUGCUGCCGCAUGCCAGGGAACGCACACAUUGCCUCCGUGUGGCGCACCAACAUGGAGAAGAUCAAGAAUUUCUUCGGUCUCGUCCAGACGGGCAUCAGUGGACUGGUGCAGAACGACAAGGGUCAGCCAUUGCGUGAGGCAUUCGUUAAGAUGCUGGAACAUUCCUCGGUCUACAAUGUGACGAGGAAUGCGGCACGCUUCCAAUUGAUGCUGCCGAAGGGCCUCUAUGGGUUGGAGGUGAGUGCACCCAACCACGAGUCGCAGAUAAUCAAGACGCACGUCCAGCAUGGCAUCAUCAACGAUCUCGGUGUCAUCAAGCUGCACAGCUUCACACUGAUUAAGGGCGAGGUGACCGAACUGACUGGCAAGGCAUCAAGUGGCAGCGGAAGCACCACCAGCAUUACAGGCAUUGUUCUGGACAAUAGCAAUCAUCCCAUACGCAAUGCCAAAAUCUCUGUCAUUCAGCCGCCGGGUUUGACACACUUGCGCAACUUUACCAACAGCAUGGGAGAAUACCGCUUGGCGGCAGUGCCUUUGGGUGCCAUCACUUUGAAGGUGGAGGCGCCGCGUCAUUUUGAGGCGACACGCGAUCUGCGCCUGCCCCAAGCUGGCCAGCCCACCGAGAACGUUGUGUUCCAUCUCAAGUUCAAUGCGCACGUUUUUGGCCUGCCUCGUUUCAUCUUCAUCAUUGUCGCCAGCGUGCUGAUCAUUGUGGGCGUGGUCAUUUGUGUAUUGUGCGCCCAAUUCUGGUUCUAUCGCCGACAUCGCGGUAAGAUGCCCUACUACAAUUUCUCGCUGCUACCACAGAAGAGCAAGGAGCAGUUCGGUCUGGACGACGAUGCCGGCGACGAUGGCGAAACCGAACUGUUUCGUUCCCCCAUUAAACGUGGAAUGACCAUUCAGCCGUACUUUGAUGAGGAGCAUCUGGAGCGUAUCCUCCACACCGAUGAUGAGGAUGAGGAACAGGAUUUUGAAAUAGAACCAGAACUGGAUGAAGCCGAUGAGAGCGGCGAUGAGAUUGUUAUGUUGCAUCAUCAUAAUCGACACAAGCAGUAGGACUACAACGAUGGCAACAACAACACUCACACACAAAAACACACACACAACAUAACUGUGAUUUAAACGUUUUCAAAAA